GCCUACCUGUCAGUCGCGAUCCUGACCCAGCUCAUGCACAUUCAUCUUAAGUAUCAUAUUUAGUCUGACCCGUGGUCAGACAGGUGGGAUUAUUUUGAACUGUUUGCGAAAGCAUGGACAGCCAGGGGAGGAAGGUGGUGGUUUGUGACAAUGGGACAGGGUUUGUCAAGUGCGGCUUUGCUGGGUCCAACUUCCCCGAGCAUAUCUUCCCAGCCUUGGUGGGGAGGCCGAUCAUACGGUCAAGCACCAAAGUGGGCAACAUUGAGAUUAAGGAUCUGAUGGUUGGCGAUGAAGCCAGCGAGUGCCGCUCCCUGCUGGAGGUGUCCUACCCCAUGGAGAACGGCAUGGUGCGAUGUUGGGAAGACAUGCUGCACCUGUGGGACUAUACCUUUGGCCCAGAUCGUCUCAAUAUCAGUCCAUCAGAAUGCAAGAUCUUGCUUACUGAGCCACCAAUGAACCCCACCAAGAACCGAGAGAAAAUUGCUGAGGUCAUGUUUGAAAAGUACCAGUUUCAUGGCAUCUAUGUGGCGAUUCAGGCUGUACUCACCCUGUACGCCCAGGGUUUGCUUACUGGCGUGGUUGUAGACUCAGGAGACGGUGUCACCCACAUCUGUCCAGUUUACGAGGGCUUUUCUUUACCCCACCUCACACGCAGGUUGGACAUUGCAGGACGUGACAUCACUCGCUACCUCAUUAAACUCCUGCUGCUGCGCGGCUAUGCCUUCAAUCACACAGCCGACUUUGAGACCGUGCGAAUGUUGAAGGAGAAGCUCUGCUACGUCGGAUACAACAUCGAACAAGAGCAGCGCCUGGCCCUGGAGACCACCUAUCUGGUAGAGUCCUACACGCUCCCUGAUGGCCGUGAGGUGAACGUCGGCGGAGAACGAUUCGGGGCCCCAGAAGCUCUUUUCCAGCCUCAUCUCAUCAACAUAGAAGGAGCCGGCGUGGCUGAACUGCUCUUUAACACCAUCCAGGCUGCAGACAUUGACCUUAGGGCUGACUUCUACAAGCACAUCGUUCUGUCAGGCGGGACCACCAUGUACCCUGGCCUUCCAUCCAGACUGGAAAGGGAGAUCAAGCAACUCUACCUGGAGAGGGUGCUUGACGGAGACACUGAGAAACUAUCAAAGUUUAAGAUCCGAAUCGAAGACCCACCAAGACGCAAGCACAUGGUGUUCCUGGGCGGAGCUGUGCUGGCCAACAUCAUGAAAGACAAGGACAGCUUCUGGCUGAGCAGAGAGGAAUACAACGAGAAGGGCCUGGGAGUGCUGCAAAAACUGGGAGGGGGAGUCAGAUAAAACUCUGACAGCAAAAAAGAUAUAGAAAAAAAAAAGUAUCAGCUAGCUUCCUCUUAGUGUUCAUUUUAACACUCUAAUGGCUUUAUUUCUUAAAAAGUAAUUUUUGUCAAAUUAAUGCCUUUUCCUCAUUGCUGUUCAUGAAAACAACUAAUUAGCUCUAUUCUAACACUUCUUUCUCAAUAAAAACUGUAAAUCCUGUAA
Messenger RNA from Fundulus heteroclitus (mummichog), 1499 nucleotides. RefSeq names its product actin family protein. The record is from RefSeq and is a predicted model, not a curated record. The transcript has 9 exons. Gene Ontology annotation, molecular function: actin filament binding. Gene Ontology annotation, biological process: Arp2/3 complex-mediated actin nucleation. Bases 114 to 1298 code for a protein of 394 amino acids. Gene Ontology annotation, cellular component: Arp2/3 protein complex; actin cortical patch. Lineage: Eukaryota; Metazoa; Chordata; Actinopteri; Cyprinodontiformes; Fundulidae.